Molecule: messenger RNA, 2472 nt
Organism: Striga asiatica
Lineage: Eukaryota; Viridiplantae; Streptophyta; Magnoliopsida; Lamiales; Orobanchaceae
Source: the annotation of a GenBank genome assembly
AAACGAAAAAGAAGAAAAAUAAAAAUAAAAAUAAAAAUAAAAAUAAAAAUAAAAAUGGCGAGUCUAACCCCCGGCAUUCUCCUCAAGCUUCUACAGUCGAUGAACACGCCGACCAAGGUCACCGGCGACCACCGCAGCCCCCUCCUCCAGGUCAUCGGCAUCGUCCCCGCCCUUUCCGCCGCUGACUCCCUCUGGCCCCACAACGGCUUCUACGUCCAGCUCUCCGACUCCCUCAACUCCACCUACGUCUCCCUCUCCGACCGCGACACCGACCUCAUCCUCACCAACCGCCUCCACCUCGGCCACUUUGUCCACCUCGACCGCCUCCACUUCGACUUCCCCCCUUUCCCCACCCCCGUCAACCUCCGCCCCGUCGCCGGCCGCCACCCCUUCAUCGGCUCCCCCGAGCCCCUAAUCGCCCGGAUCUCCCCCUCCAAGACCGGAUUCGUGAUCCAGCCGGUUUCAGACUCCGACACGGACCCCAUCGCAGCCUAUCUGUCCCGUGCGGGGAAAAAGGAUGAAAAAUUCCUCGACCCUAAACUGAGCAGGCAAGCAGUCGCCCCCAAGGAGAACGUCAACGUCAACGUCAACGUCAACGUAUCCUCUAAUUCUGGUGACGACCAGAUUAGUAACACCAAAACCAGCUCCGACAAGGUUUCUCAGAGAUUCUCCUCGCCUGGGACGCUCAAGCAGAGGUCCGCAUCUUCCGGGAGGAAAGCUGUGGCGGCUGAGAGGGAUCCUUCUCCUGCUGCCAAGCCCGGAAAGAGGUCGGCCUCCCCUGUCCCCUCUAAGUGCGUGGUUCCCAGCCUUGCUGCUGCUGCUAAGGACGAGAAUAGAAGGACAUCGAGGGAGCCUGCAAUUAUAGUGCCGUCGAGAUACCGGCAGCCGUCACCGACUGCCGGGAGGCGGCAGGCGAGCCCCGUGGUAGCAAGGAGGAUGUCUCUGUCUCCUGGGAGGAGGUUAUCGAGUGGGUUCAAGGCAGUUGAUUCGUCAGGGAAGAAAAAGAUGGCUACUAUUGUGGCUGGGAUUCCAAAGGUAUCUGAUACACUCACGGGGUCGGGUAAAACGGGUAGGAAGAGCUGGGACGAUGGGUCGAAUUUGAGUGGUGGAGGCUCUUUUGAGCACAAGGAGAAGGCGGGGAGUAAGAACAGGGUUGAUUUGCAGGCUAUUUUGAGGACUCAGGCUGCUAUAUCCAGGCGUCUAAGUGAUGUUCAUGAUAAUCUGCCAAGUGAUGUAAAAUCUGAAAGCUCUGUAGAGCAGGAGAAAGCCAAUGGUGCUGCUCCAGUGAUCACUAUCCAUGAAAAGAAAUGGACUGAUGGCAGUGUCUCAUUGGAUAUGGUUUCUUCUGGCCUUGCAAAACUUGGGAAGGAUGCUAUGCAAAGAAGGAAAAUUGCUUCAGCUGUUGCUGCCGAAGCUUUGGAGGAGGCCAUUGCCACAGAAUCAAUCAUGAGAAAUCUAAGCAUGUUCUCAGAGCUUAUUGCAACCUCAAAACCCGAAAACCCUCUACCAACCAUAGACCGUUUCAUGUCCAUCUAUGAGGAGCUCCUAAAAUCAACAGCAUCUGCUGAAACAAUUUCUGGUAACGGUAACUUAUCCGAGUUAAAAUCGAGCAAUAGCAGCAGCAGCAGCACACUGUGGGUGGAAGCUGCUCUAGCUACGAAUCUCGAGGUUGUCUCCUUACUCACGAACGAAAACUUCCAAACUCCCCCAAAAGCCGACAAGAAGCGAACAUCUGCCGAAACUCCUUUUAAAAAUAACAACACGAAAGUCUCCUCAUUAUUAGUCGGGACGUGGAGCCGAGGUGUGGGAAUGAACGAGACGGUUGAGCUCGGUAAGAAUUUGCAGUCCGAGAUGCAGAUGUGGUUUGUGAGGUUUGUGGAGUCGUCUCUCAAUGCCGGUUUUCAGGUAUUCGAGAGUAGUGUUGCCGGCGGUGGGCCCAUAGGGGCGGUUUUGUCACAGCUAAAACGGGUCAACGACUGGUUGGACCGUGUGGCGUCCAAACGGGACGAGUUGCUGAUGGAGAAAAUCGAGCGGCUGAAGAGGAAGAUAUAUGGGUUUGUGAUCCAACAUGUUGGGACAACCGUAGAGAGUGCACAGAGCUUCAUUGCCGGAAAAGCUGGUCAUGCCGAAUUUUGUGAGUCGGGAUUUGGGGAUUUGGCCAGUGAUUUGGUUUGUCAGAGCUCGUCGGGGCUCGUCGGAGCUCGCGAAGGUCGUUUCAGCCACGAGUUAAGGGCUACCCUCACGUUCGAUGCCCGGUUUGCUGCUCUCACCGAAAAAUAUGGUGGCUCGCGUUUCGCUAACGAACCGCUGCCCUUGGUUGCUCUUCUGCGAGGUCGCUCGUCAGCCUCGCAAGAUAUCGCCUCGCCGUGGAUGAAUCGGUCCUCAGUAGUCAGUUCCCGCUGCGGCUACCUUUCCACUGUCGCCCGUUCAUCUUGCCGCCGGGAGUCUGGACUUGUUGCGACUGGAUAUUAG